Engraulis encrasicolus (European anchovy) is the source of this 4628-nucleotide messenger RNA. It is a transcript of the gene ntn1b, whose product is annotated as netrin 1b. Gene Ontology annotation, biological process: substrate adhesion-dependent cell spreading; tissue development; animal organ morphogenesis. The record is from RefSeq and is a predicted model, not a curated record. NCBI's taxonomy places the organism in Eukaryota, Metazoa, Chordata, Actinopteri, Clupeiformes, Engraulidae. Gene Ontology annotation, cellular component: basement membrane. Bases 346 to 2151 code for a protein of 601 amino acids. The transcript is spliced from 7 exons. Gene Ontology annotation, molecular function: protein binding.
AGCAGACACAAGGAGAGUCAGAGGUGUGACUGAGUUUUGCGAGAGAAACGAACAAACAAAUAGCAUGUUCCUUGUAAUAUGCCUGGUGUGUUUUUCAGCUCCAAAUUAAUUCACAUGAGACCUGAGACACACAGUUACCCGGCAGUGUAAAACAUCUAUUGGGAUAUUUAUCAUUUUUGGAGACGUCUGCAAUAUUGUUCUUCAAGACAAAGCAGUGCUACCGAGGCACUGUCUUUUGUGGAUUCUUUUUGUAGCCUGCCUCGUGAGAGGAAUCACUUUGCAUUCUUCAAAUUGCACGACGCCUGUAUAUUACCCGGAGAGGGACACGCUUGGACACGGAUUACAAUGUUCAGCUGCACUGGGACUUGGGUCGCUUUGGUGACACUCUCUUUGGUGGUUAGAGAGACGCGGGCCAGCUACAGGAUGAGCAUGUUCGCUGCGCAGUCCUCUCCACCUGACCCAUGUAACGACGAGCACGGUAACCCACGUAGAUGCAUCCCCGACUUUGUGAAUGCCGCCUUUGGAAAAGAUGUGCGCGUAACAAGCACCUGUGGCACCCCCGCUGCGCGCUACUGCGUAGUGUCGGAGAAAGGAGAGGAGAGGUCCAGGGACUGCCACACGUGUGAUGCCGAGGAGCCAAAGAAGGCUCAUCCGCCUGCUUACUUGACUGACCUAAACAACCCCCACAAUCUCACCUGUUGGCAGUCAGAAACCUACGUGCAGUAUCCCCAAAAUGUAACGCUCAUGUUGUCCUUGGGUAAGAAGUUUGAGGUGACCUAUGUCAGCCUUCAGUUCUGUUCACCGCGGCCAGAGUCUAUGGCCAUUUACAAGUCAAUGGACUAUGGCAAAACCUGGGUCCCUUUUCAGUUUUACUCCACUCAGUGCAAGAAAAUGUUUAACCGGCAAAACAAAGCCGUUAUCACCAAACAGAAUGAGCAAGAGGCCAUCUGCACCGACUCCCACACGGACAUGACACCUUUGACUGGGGGGCUCAUAGCGUUUAGCACCCUGGACGGCAGACCGUCCGCGCACGACUUUGAUAACUCACCCGUGUUACAGGACUGGGUGACAGCCACCGAUAUCAAAGUGACAUUCAGCCGCCUGCACACAUUUGGUGACGAGAACGAGGACGACUCGGAAUUGGCACGGGACUCUUAUUUCUAUGCGGUGUCCGACUUGCAAGUCGGUGGACGGUGCAAGUGCAACGGGCACGCUUCGAAGUGCGUGAAAGACCGGGAGGGGAAUUUGGUUUGUGAGUGCAAGCACAACACAGCAGGGCCAGAGUGUGAUCGAUGCAAACCUUUCCACUAUGACCGUCCCUGGCAACGCGCCACGGCCAGAGAGGCGAACGAAUGUGUUGCCUGCCACUGCAACCUGCAUGCGCGCCGCUGCCGCUUCAACAUGGAGCUGUACAAACUGUCCGGGCGCCGCAGCGGGGGCGUGUGCCUCAACUGCCGCCAUAACACGGCGGGCCGCCACUGCCACUACUGCAAGGAGGGCUACUACCGAGACAUGUCCAAGGCCAUCUCCCAUCGCAAAGCCUGCAAAGCCUGCGAUUGCCACCCAGUGGGAGCUGCGGGCAAGACGUGUAACCAGACCACGGGCCAGUGCCCCUGCAAGGAUGGCGUGACCGGCCUCACCUGCAAUCGCUGUGCCAAGGGCUACCAGCAGAGUCGCUCUCCCAUCGCCCCCUGCAUCAAGAUCCCAGUGGCCUCCCCCACCACCUCCUACACGUCCUCCGAAGAACCCACAGACUGUGAAACCCACUGCAAGGCGUCCAAGGGCAAGAUGAAGAUCAACAUGAAGAAGUACUGCAAGAAACAUUACGCGCUCCAGGUGCACGUGCUGAAGGCCGACAAGGCGGGCGAGUGGUGGAAGUUCACCAUCAACGUCAUCUCGGUCUACAAGCAGGGCGGCCAGCGCAUCCGGCGCGGCGACCAGCUGCUGUGGGUGCGCGCCAAGGACGUGGCCUGCAAGUGCCCCAAGAUCAAGCCGGGCCGCAAGUACCUGCUGCUGGGCUCGGACGAGGACGACUCGCGCGGACAGAGCGGUGUGGUGGCCGACAAGGGCAGCCUCCUCAUCCCCUGGAAGGACAUGUGGGCACGCAGGCUGCGCAAGUUCCAGCAACGGGACAAGCGGGGCAAGUGCUAGGGGGUGCCCUGCCCCGCCCUGCCCUGCCCAGAGGUGGUGUCGGUGGUGGUGUUGGCAUCGAUGAGGAAAGGGAGGGGGGGGUGUUUGUUGGAAAAAGAAGUCAAAUAUAUGAAAAAAGGGAGCAACUGUUUGAAGAAUGGAGCAAGAGAGAGAGAGAAAGAGAGGGAGGGAGGGGGAAGGAAGAGGAGUAGAUAUGAUGAAGUUGGUUGUUGAUAUGAUGAAGUUGUUGACGUGGCAGUAAGACAAAAAAAAUGAACUGGAGUGCUGCUACCAUGGAGUAGAGGCAUACUGACAAUAUUAUAAGCGAAUGUUUUUACUUUUCCUGUGUUUCCUCAUUUUUUAGGAAUGUUUUUUUGUGAAGGAGCCCAGUGUUGCAGUCUCUGCUUACUUUUUUCCCUCAAAAAGGUUGUGUUUCUUCAUUGUGGAAUUGCAAAGUUUGCACCUAACCAGGCAUAUACAAAACUUAUGUACAAGUCUUUUGUGUAUCAUUCACAAUAGGUGUUAUUGAUUGUACCAGUCUGUUAUCUUUUUAAAGAUGAAAAAAAACAAGCUACUGUAUCUUGUGUCGGAGUUCAAAAUGGCUCCUCUGUGUUUUGUCAUAUUGUGCUUAGAAGUAUGGUGUCCGAGAGGAGACGCUGGACCGAGUUUCAGCAGAACAAUGUAAAACCACUUGCCACUAAAGGUGUUAGUACACUAAAGCGCUCAUUAAGCCAUGGUUUAGCUGUGGUUUCUGCUCACGUUGGUUAAAACCAUAGGAGUUUGAGAUGAGUAUGGAAGAACGUACAUCAUGUUUCUUUUUGUGCCUUAAAUGUUAAACUUCACAAAUACCUCACCAGUAACUUACCAUUUAUGUGUUCUGUCCAUUUUUCUCAUCCAUUUUUCUUAUCCUCCACGAUCACCACAAUCCUACAAUGGUAAAAAAAAAAAAAAAAACUUUUUUGUGGUUAAAAAUCAUAAAAAUGUGACCUCAUUGUCUUGGCCUUCAUAUCAUGAAUGAACUCAAUGUUAACAAAGUAUCAUUCCAUUACAAAGACAGAUUUAAAUGCGGGGGAAGCGGAAUCAUGAUCACUCAUUUCUCUUAUCAUAUCUGACAGAGCAGCUAUACAUCAGUAAAUCCAUGGGGGCUGCUAUCCAUUCAUUGCUUCACUAUGUCUUUGAUGUUCAGUCCUAUGUGCUUUACAGUGGGACUAUGCGCUAACACAGCUGACACCUGACCAUGGAAUUAACAGAGAGAAACACAGCAGCAUUUUCACCUCAGUUUUCUGCUCAUGUGUGAGGAAGAAAUGCGUCUUGCGUCCCAUGACUAUAAAUCACAAAUCUAACAUGCCAACAGCCUAACAAAAUUCACCAGACUUUAAUCAGCUGAUUUAGCUGACAUUACAGCCAAUAUAUGGCUGACAUCACAGCUGGCAACCUAAAAGUAAACUUCAGACGUCAAUGAUUUGAAAUCUGUACUGUAGAUGAACACAGAAUGUGUGUUGUUUUCUGCUAAAUUGUUUUACUUCUUCAAGUUGAACUUUAAGGUGAUUGUUUAUCAGCUUGAUAUAGUAAUCUUUGAAAGAAUGCAUGUUUUAAAAGAAAAUCCAUUUUUGUCUUAUAGAAUUAGACUUUAUUCAACAUGUGUUCUUAAGCUAAUGAAAACUAUAUGGUUGUGGCUCAUUACGUUUUUUUUAAUUUGUUGUCAAUGUGUGGUAAUUCCGUGAAAAUCGUCAAAUAAUAGUUUAAUUUGUAUUGUCAAUUUGCCAUCAUGGAAACCAUUCCUGAAGUGUAAAUGUCUAUUUUUGAAAAAAAAAAAAAAGUGACUUGGUACUUUACUCUUUUUUGAUGAUACUGCUCUGUUCAUUUUGUUAAUUGUAUAGUUGUAUAGUUAUUUUUUGUAAGACAUUAACUAGAUUGUAUACACUUACUAUUAACCAGAGGGUUGAGAACCAUAGAUUAAAUAAGUGGGCAUACAGAACAUUAACUUUUAUUCUUGUUUACAUUUAUUGACAGGAAAAUGUCCACUUUGUGCGAAACAACUUGUUUCACACAAAAACACACACGUGCAGACACACACAUGCACAUUUUUAUGUGUAUGCACACCCGAAUACACACACACACACACACACACACACACACACACACACACACACACACACACACACACACACACACACUAGCCAAUGCUUAACUGCAUUUAUAAAUGGUGCCAAACUGCUCAUAUGAAACCCUUUUCAUUUACUGAAACAAACUUACUGCCAGGAACUUUUCAGCUGGAAUCACAUAUACUGAAUGUUUGAUCCUGUGCGUGAGUGAUACCGGCAUAUCUUUUGUAAACUGAGACCAAUUUUCCAACUCUUUGGAGAAUUCUUCAUUGUGUUGUGAUAUUUGAGACUGACCUGUCAUUUGUUCAUAGUUGGUCUGUCUGUACAGUAAAGAAUGUUUAGCUGUGUCCAGGGCAAAAAAAUGUGUAUUGUCUUGUAAUGCAUACUAAUAUA